AUGGACGAUGGGGACACGGCGGCGUUGUUUCGAGACGGAGAGCGCGCUGAGAGCAGGAAUGGUGUACCUGAUACAAUAGACCUUGUGACUGGAGGGCUGAUCAAUGUCUCCACUGAGCGACUUCUGCAGGAGUCCCUGACAGGUUUACUUGGUAGUGUGAUAGGUGGUAUUGAUGAGGAAAGUCGCGGCUAUAUCAGCGAUACGGAUGUGGUCGGGAGACGUCUUUUCGAGGAUCUAAAGGUUUCUUCAGCGGAUGACGAGAUUCCCACAACUGGACAAGAAGAGAGCCGGUAUGAAGGUUUGCCGAAAGACACCAUGUUCCAAAUAAGGCAAGUGGAACACGUUUUGGAGAUGCUGUACAACACGAUACAAGUGUUCCUGCUGAGAAACUCGAUGUCGCUGACGUUUUUGAAGAUGUUCAAAGCGUAUGUCCAACAUUUGGUUGAAUUUGAUCGCAAUCCAUUGAAGGAUCCCAAUCUUCUGAUUUUGCAAGAUGAGUUGCAUAAAAAUAAAUUGAUGCGGCUAACUGAACCGAUAGAAAAAGUCAUCAAGACUUUCUUGAUUGAGCCAGACAACUUGAUUAUGCGGUUUACGUAUUUUGAGUUCCAAUCAAGAGAGAGAUUGUUAAAAACUGCAUUAUCAUUGUGGAGAAUCAAGCUUGCUGGGCAUGGGAACUAUUUAAUAUACGAGAGGUUUAUCAGGGCGAAGUUUUUCGGUUCAUGGAAAGUAACUGCUGACAAGUAUGCCAAAGAAUUAUUGCAACAAAGCGGAUUUGCUAACGAGCUGAGAUUGAAGGAGUUUGUUCUGGACAAAUUGCUGCUGAAACUUGAUGCCAGCAAACGAAUGGGUUUGGUGGCAGAUAACAAAUUCAAUCGGGUAUACUGGAGGAAAAUAGUAAAAAGAUUCGAUAGCCUUGCGAAAGCGGAGAACCAUUUACGCGACUGGAGGAGAUUAACGAGUAUGAACUUGUUUUGGCGAAAGUGGGUCCUAGAACACAAAGCGCAGAACUUCCAUCCUCGAUCAUUGCAUUUGCAAAGGGGGAUGUUAAGGAAAUGGGGUGGGAAAAUUAACGCCCUGCAGGAGUUAUAUGACAGGGCGAGAAUAACAAACUACCUGUUUAUGAUCCAGCCUAAAUUCCUGAAAUGGGGAAAAAGUUUAAGGGCUUCUUCUGCGUCGCAACAGGAACUGGAGCGGAGGGAACCCCUGUUUGUCAAAAAAAUGUAUCUUGGGGUUUGGUUGAGGUCUCUAAAUAUGGUCAAACAGGAGACUAUAACAAAAGACAUACUACAGAGGAAAUUAUUAAAAUACAUUCUAACAAAGGUUUGGAGGCGGAGGUUCCAGGAACAGUUGCAUUUUUAUUCUUUGUCUAGCAUUAACGAUGAGCGACUAAAACGAAGGUGCCUGUUGUCAAUGAAGAAGCAAUUUUAUUCAAAUGUGAAAGCUGAUCAAAUACUUCGCGAAAUAGUGUUGAAGAAAUUCAUAAAGAUUUGGCAGGCACUGUUGCUGUCCAAAAAGAUAGAAUCAGGAAAUGAAGACAACUGUUUGAAGAAUUGCAUGCAUAUAUGGAUGAAGCGGACGAAACUUCGCGGGCUAUCUCGAAGAUACACGGAAAACAAACUGUUGCGACCGUGGUACAGUAAGUGGAGUGUCCGUGUGACAAAGUUGAUGGAACAAGAGAAAGCUGCCAACUCUGUACACUGUAAAAAGAUUGGAAAACGGAACUAUAACAUAUGGCGGAAGCAGUUUGCCAAAAUUGUUGAGCUUGACGGACGACUCGAAAUUAUUGUCAAAAUGAACGCCCUUGGGCGAAUUGGGACGAAAUUAGAUCAUCUCUCGCGUCUUGACCGCGUAUUCGAUACGAGGGCGAAACCAUUGUCCUCGCGUCGGAUUCGAACAAAAUAUUUACGGGUAUGGGAGGAGAGACACAUUUUGCUAACGGAGGUCCGACUAUCCGAGAGGCUCAGUAUCUACCGUGCCAGACGGGAUAGGAAGCUAGUGAUGGCAAAGUUCCAAUCCUAUCUUAAAAAAUUACGCCUGUUCCAAUACGAGCUACCACGGUAUGCGGUCGAACAGCACAACCGCACUCUCAGAGGGAAAAUAUUUGGUGUUAUGGUUGAGAGACAUUUAGAGCGGGAGAAUGUGCUCCUCUCCGCGGACACGGUGCGAGACCGAACAAUCUUGUACGACAUGUUUGCACUUUGGGCCUACCGUAAAUUUGACAUUGAUGAGUUAGCUGAGGAGCGACUCAACGAGCGGAACCUGCGGUUACUCUCGACGACCUUACAAGGGUGGAGUCUGCGACACUUCAAAGCAGUCCGAAACGAACGUACAAUGCAACUGUUCCGCCAGCGGUGGGACCGUGCUGUCCUCCGCGGACUACUGUUACUCUGGAGGAACCGACAGUUGGAAACCAUACAACCUGUGGUCCUGGAGGACACUACAGGGAACAACACUCUGAAGACUCCAAUGAGGAAACCUGACGACAGCACGUUCCCCGGGUCAACGGAUAUCCGCCGACACAAGAUGGCAGAGACGAUCAGCCGCUACAGAAAGGCGAGACGCGCGAUCCCGAGCCCGUUGAAAAGCUCGACUUCACUCACGACGCCCACCAAGAGGAUGUUCCAGCAGCGAGGACUGCGCGGACCUACGGACAGCACUCCGAGACCUCCGAAGCUGGACUUCGGUAACUUGCAACCGCUGAGACCCGAUUCCACACGGGAAACAACCCGAGCAUCACGCACGGCGAGACUGAACGGAUCACCGACGCACCGGUAA
Huiozyma naganishii CBS 8797 is the source of this 2775-nucleotide messenger RNA. RefSeq names its product Sfi1p (gene SFI1). The transcript has a single exon. Bases 1 to 2775 code for a protein of 924 amino acids. The record is from RefSeq and is a predicted model, not a curated record. NCBI's taxonomy places the organism in Eukaryota, Fungi, Ascomycota, Saccharomycetes, Saccharomycetales, Saccharomycetaceae.